Molecule: messenger RNA, 753 nt
Organism: Musca vetustissima
Lineage: Eukaryota; Metazoa; Arthropoda; Insecta; Diptera; Muscidae
Product: kin of IRRE-like protein 1
Exons: 5
Coding region: 1-753 (250 amino acids)
Biological process (GO): synapse organization
Cellular component (GO): neuron projection membrane
Source: RefSeq, a predicted model, not a curated record
AUGAGCGAUCUAACGCUAAGUGAAGUCACGGAACCAUUCAACGCUUUUAAAAUUUACGAAGAAUCGCUGGCAAAAUCUACAACACCAUCGUAUACACCACCUCCCUGGAUUGAUCCAUAUUUUGAUCCGUCGACACCGCGUAAUGUAACCGCCCUAAUGGGCAAAUCAGCUUAUUUGAGUUGCCGAGUGCGUAAUUUAGGAAAUAAAACGGUUUCGUGGAUCCGGCAUAGAGAUAUGCAUAUUUUGACAGUUGGCACAUAUACAUAUACAACAGAUUUACGUUUCCAAGCAAUUCAUCACAAUGGUUCCGAUGAUUGGAUGUUACAGAUCAAAUGGACACAAAAACGGGAUGCUGGAAUGUUUGAAUGUCAAAUAUCCACCCAACCGGUACGAAGUUAUUUUGUGGACCUGCAUGUUGUUGUGCCCACAGCCACAAUCCACGGUGGUCCCGAUUUUCAUGUCGACAAAGGCAGUACCAUCAAUUUGACUUGUACUGUUAAAUUCAGUUUAGAACCACCCGCCUAUAUUUUUUGGUAUCAUCACGAAGAGGUUAUAAAUUACGAUUCAACACGCGGUGGCGUUUCGGUUAUAACCGAAAAAGGAGAUGUCACCACAUCAUAUUUGUUAAUACAAAAUGCCGAUUUGGCGGAUUCGGGCAAAUAUUCAUGUGCGCCAUCGAAUGCUGAUGUGGCCAGUGUUAGGGUACAUGUUUUGAGUGGUAAGUAUUCAGUGAAUAAAUAUUUGUUUUGCUAG